AACUAUUUGGCAGCUCUGACAUAUGGGCCCGGGUAGAAAAAAUGUCGCUCUUGCCCUUUCACUCAGUCUUCUCCCUCGAUUCCCCUCUUCUCCCUCAGGCGGUCAGGCCGCCGCCCAGCUGGGGCACCGCGCCGCCGUCGCCUCGGCCCGGUCGUCGUCGUCCUGAUCCUCGUCGUCGGUGCGCUGUUCCUCAACCUCGGUCCAACCGGCUCCUCCAGCUUCACCAUGCCGUGGAUCCGCAUGGAGUUCAACGAACCAGUCCACGUUGCGGUGGCGGCUCCGCCUCCGCCGCUGACGCAGAUGCAAGCCGGCGUCAACACGAGCGGCGAGGACCUCCGGCCGACAACCUCCGCCUCCGCCCUGACGGCGCGCUCGUCGUGCUCCACGUCCAGCCGCCGCCGAGCAUCGCCGCCGGGCUCAACCCCGGACCCAUCCCCUUCGGCGGCCCGAGUUAUCUUCAUGUCUUCCUACUGGCUCCACUUAUGGUCUACAAUGCUACCACAAGAGGAGCAGGAUACUAUGCGCAAUGGUGCUACACUCUUGGAAUCGGUAGCCAAGGGUCUCUUAUUCCACUAUGGGUGGCGUAGUUUCAUAAGAAUUGCUAGCUAAAAUAUUUUAUGUGGUUUAACAUUAGUCAAUAAUAAAGGGGAGUUGGGGAUUUGUCCCAUCACCUUAUUUCUCAUUUUGAUUUACUUUUAUCUUACAUUUUUAUUACUAUUAAAUUUAUGGCUGUGUGUCUUAUGACAGAAGCCGGAGAUGCAAUCCAUUUCCAUUAUCUAAAAAGAAAGGAGAGGCAGCCCACCAGAGGGGAAAAUGUUUGACCAUUUUCCAGGAAAUUAUUUGAAGAAAUUUGGGGUCUGGUUUGAUU
This is a messenger RNA of Oryza sativa Japonica Group (Japanese rice), 868 nucleotides long. Lineage: Eukaryota; Viridiplantae; Streptophyta; Magnoliopsida; Poales; Poaceae. The record is from RefSeq and is a predicted model, not a curated record.